This is a messenger RNA of Coregonus sp. 'balchen', 3946 nucleotides long. The record is from the annotation of a GenBank genome assembly. NCBI's taxonomy places the organism in Eukaryota, Metazoa, Chordata, Actinopteri, Salmoniformes, Salmonidae.
AUGGAGGGAGGGAGGGAGAGAUGGAGGGAGGGAGGGAGAGAUGGAGGGAGGGAGGGAGGGGAGGGAGGGAGGGAGGGAGGGAGGGAGGGAGGGAGGGAGGGAGGGAGGGAGGGAAGGAGAGAUGGAGGGAGGGAGAGAGGGAGAGGGGGAGGGAGGGAGGGAGGGAGGGAGGGGAGGAGGGAGGGAGGGAGGGAGGGAGGGGAGGGAGGGAGAGGAGAGAUGAGAGGAGGGAGGGAGGGAGAGAUGGAGGGAGGGAGGGAGGUGGGAGGGAGGGAGGGAGGGAGGGAGGGAGGGAGGGAGGGAAGGAAGAGAGAUGGAGGAGGGAGGGAGGGAGGGAGGAGGGAGGGGGGGGGGAGGGGGGCAGGGAGGGACGGGUCAGGGGAGGGGAGGGAAGGGAGGGAGGGAGGGGGAGGGAGGGGAGGGGAGGGGGGGAGGGGAGGGGGAGGGGAGGGAGGGAAGGGAGAGAUGGAGGGAGGAGGGAGGGAGGGAGGGACGGGUAGGGUGACACUUUUGUAAACGUUAUGUGCUUGCAAUGCAGAUCAUCUCUGAAGCUACUUUUCAUCACAGACAUCCCUGGAACCCUGUCACAAUCACAGACUGUGGCCUGCAUCCUGUUACAACAGGGCGUGUGCGUGUGUGCGUGUUGGUGGGUGUAGGGGUGGUGUGGAUGGCCGUUGGUGUGUGUGUGCCGAGGUGUGUGGGUGUGUGUGUGUGUGUGUGUUUGCCGGUUUGUUAGUGACGCGUGCCCGUUGGUCACAUGCUGUGUGUGUGUGUGUGUGUGUGUGUCACGCAGCCAGUGGAUCAAACAGAAUGCCUACAGACCCAAUCAACACCACCUGACGCAACUUCAUCACAGGCUGGCUGAAGGAGUGUCAUCACAGGCUGGCUGAAGGAGAGUCAUCACAGGCUGGCUGAAGGAGUGUCAUCACAGGCCGGCUGAAGGAGUGUCAUCACAGGCUGGCUGAAGGAGUGUCAUCACAGGCCGGCUGAAGGAGUGUCAUCACAGGCUGGCUGAAGGAGAGUCAUCACAGGCUGGCUGAAGGAGUGUCAUCAGAGGCUGGCUGAAGGAGUGUCAUCACAGGCUGGCUGAAGGAGUGUCAUCACAGGCUGGCUGAAGGAGUGUCAUCACAGGCUGGCUGAAGGAGUGUCAUCACAGGCUGUUAGCUGGAGAAAUCCAUCACACACACACGUAUUAAAAUGACAAAGCUUCUAAAGAGGAGCUAGCCCCCCCACUCACCCCAUCACCCUGUCCCCCUCCCAUAUUUUCAGAUUUUUACCUGAACUGAUUUUCUAACACAUUUUGCCUGAGAUGAAGACUUCAACCCCCAUUAUUGAGACCAGAUAAUUGAAGAUGCCAUAGAGUGAAGAACAUUGGAGGAACGAUGAAAGAGAUGACUUGAGAUGAUUUUAUUUGCAGGAAAUUAGAGAGUUCGAUGCGUGUUAAUUGACAUACAGCUUUAGAACCGCACUUUUGUUUUCAAGUGUAGUGGGUCUCCCAGCGGGUUCAUCAAGGUCAAGGGCAAGAGACAUAGCAGAAAAUAAUUCCUGCUUGUCACGAUCGUCUGAUAUAGAGGACCAAGGCGCAGCGUGGAAGGUGAACAUACUUAUUUAUUAAAUGAUACACGAACAAAACAACAAAUCGAUACGUGACGUCCACAGGUGCAAAACACAAACCAACACGGAACAAGAUCCCACAAACACUGUGGGAAAACCACCUGACUAAAUAUGGUUCCCAAUCAGAGACAACCAGCAACAGCUGAUACUCGUUGCCUCUGAUUGAGAACCACUCUGGCCAACAUAGAUAUACAAAAACUAGACUAGACACAACGAGCACAAAACAUAAACUCUACACACCCUGGCUCAACUUAAAAGAGUCCCUAGAGCCAGGGCGUGACACUGCUAUAGUAGCAUAGUGGGUUUGAGUAACGUGCUCUAUUUAUAUAUUAGUGCAGGGUACAGCAAAUGAUCGCUGUUAGACUAGAAAUCAAAACGUUUGAACUACGAAUUCACAUCUGUCUGUUCCACCAUAGCUAAAGACGCCCACUCAUUACGUUUCUUCAUUAAAAACGAAUAAUGUAUAUGACUUGUCUCAUAAGACUCAAUUGGCCCAGCGUCGUCCGGGUUUGGCAGGUGUAGGCCGUCAUUGUAAAUAAGAAUUUGUUCUUUCCUGACUUGCCUAGUUAAAUAAAGGUAAACAUAAAUAAAAUAAAUAACAAAUAAUGAGACUCAUUGAGAAACUCUGACUCAAUUUGUGUUAAGGAAAGCCUGAAUAAUACUUAUAAAGAUGAAUAUGGUAAACAGCUUGUGUCAGUAAAACACUGAGAAUUCACAGACCGAAAGAACAGUAGAUUAACUGUCACUACCACAGUUAAUAGUGUGUGUGUGUGUGUGUGUGUGUGGGAGUGUGUGUGUGUGUGUGUGUCUGUGUGUGUGGGGUGUGUGUGUGUGUGUGUGUGUGUGUGUGUGUGUGUGUGUGUGUGUGUGUGUGUGUGUGUGUGUGUGUGUGUGUGUGUGUGUGUGUGUGUGUGUGCGUGCGGGUUUGUUAUUAAUGUGUCUGAAAUACAACCGCUCUCUGACAACCAAGUGUCUUUUAAAUAAUGAGGUACUCUGUUAUGUUGUAACGUGCUAAGGCAGUAUUGUCAAAUGUUCAAUGACCUUUUACAUGAUUUUCCUCUCUCAACUUCAGUCCUCAAGAGCUACUACGUAAGAAGAACACCAUUCAUUUUGCAUUAAAUAUGAGAAAGCUUUUCAUCAACCUGUAAUUACAAAAGGCGGAGUGACCUUGGUAGUGUCCUAAAUCAUACCCUAUUCCCUAUUUAGUGCCCUACUUUUGAACAUAUGGUUCUGGUCGAACGUAGUGCACUGUGUAGGGAAUAGGGUGCCAUUUGGGACUCACCCCCCAGCUCUAUCUGAAGGAGUUAACUGACUCUCUGAGAAAUCGUUUGCAUUUUCAUUAUUCAUAAUGAAGUAUCUAAUGGAUCUCGUGAUGGAUAACUGAAGUGUGAUGAGAGGUAAUAUAAGUGGUACCUUCCUGGCGGUUUCUCAACUGAUCCUUGACCAAGUAUUAACCAUCCUGUAGGAUAUGGUCAAGACAAUAAAGAGGUUCUAACUUUGUGGAGUAGAGGAGACUAAAGAGGUUCUACCUUGUGGAGUAGAGGAGACUAAAGAGGAGACUAAUGAGGUUCCACCUUGUGGAGUAGAGGAGACUAAAGAGGUUCUACCUUGUGGAGUAGAGGAGACUAAAGAGGUUCUACCUUGUGGUGUAGAGGAGACUAAAGAGGUUCUACCUUGUGGAGUAGAGGAGACUAAAGAGGUUCUACCUUGUGGAGUAGAGGAGAUUAAAGAGGUUCUACCUUGUGGUGUAGAGGAGACUAAAGAGGUUCUACCUUGUGGUGUAGAGGAGACUAAAGAGGUUCUACCUUAUGGUAUAGAGGACACUAAAGAGGUUCUACCUUGUGGUGUAGAGGAGACUAAAGAGGUUCUACCUUAUGGUGUAGAGGAGACUAAAGAGGUUCUACCUUGUGGAGUAGAGGAGACUAAAGAGGUUCUACCUUAUGGUAUAGAGGAGACUAAAGAGGUUCUACCUUGUGGAGUAGAGGAGACUAAAGAGGUUCUACCUUGUGGAGUAGAGGAGACUAAAGAGGUUCUACCUUGUGGAGUAGAGGAGACUAAAGAGGUUCUACCUUGUGGAGUAGAGGAGACUAAAGAGGUUCUACCUUAUGGUAUAGAGGAGACUAAAGAGGUUCUACCUUAUGGUAUAGAGGAGACUAAAGAGGUUCUACCUUGUGGAGUAGAGGAGACUAAAGAGGUUCUACCUUGUGGAGUAGAGGAGACUAAAGAGGUUCUACCUUGUAAAGAGGGUGUACCUUGUGGAGUAGAUUGGAGACUAAAGAGGUUCACCUUGUGGAGUAGAGGAGACCUAAAGAGGUUCUACCUUGUGGAGUAG